CCAAGCCCCUAACAGAAGAUAAAACAGAACAAACGAAAACAGAAAGGCGAGAGCAGGAAAAGAAAGCCAAAAGAAGCACGGCCCAUAAAAAAUGGCGUUAGCAAGCUCCAGAGUGGCGGUGGUGAGAGCGUCAUGGGACACUCAAGAAAUGCUUCCUUAUAAUCGCAAUGCUCCUCGCAAAAUCAAGAAAUUAGAACUUUCUUCUCUCUUCUCAACUUCAACUUCAACCUCUCAAAAAAAGCAGACCCCCAAAUUACAGAUUGAUGUUGAUGAGCUUCUCAAGUUCAAUCCUACGCCCCCUCGUAAAGAAACUGUAAAUUUGGAGGAGUCAACAACACACUUGGGUUAUGAGAGAUGGUUGCCAAGCCCACCGAAGGUAGAGAAUCCCCGAUCUUCACACAAUGCGGCAGCCUUGGCAUAUAUUGGAGACUGUAUAUAUGAGUUAUAUGCCCGGAGGCACUUUUUAGCACCUGCACUAAAUAUUGAAGAAUACAAUGACCGUGUGAUGGCGGUGGUACGUUGUGAGGCACAGGAUGCACUGCUUCAGAAACUUAAUACCGAGAAUUUCCUGUCAGCAGAAGAAAGGGAUGUUCUACGAUGGGGAAAGAACAUUACUUCAGCUAAAACACGAACUACAAAACGUGCUGGUGUAGCAGUUUAUAAUAGAGCUUCUUCUCUGGAAACACUUAUUGGUUACCUCUAUCUCACGAACUCGAAGCGCUUGGAGGAUAUGAUGUCAAUAUUAGGAUUCUCGGUUGGUGUUUCUAACCAACCAGUUCUUGAGAUUGUAAACGUGGAAUUACAGAUCAUGAAGCAAAAGAGUUCCAAGUAAAAAUGAUUUCACCACUAAGCCGAUCAAGAACCUUGUCUGUCAGUGGUAAUGGAAAGAAAGAGUCGGUAUAAUGGCAGAGAAAAUCAGUUGAUGAUGUAAUUAGGAUAUUGUCUCUAUAGAUGGGGUGCUGUAUAAGCUCAUUUUGGAAUUAUUUUAAGAUAAAGAAACAGUUUUAGUUGGCCAAUAGAUCUGCAUAUUAAUGAUUUAUGCUCUAAACUUCACAUAGCAGAAAAUUUAGUAUAUAUACCAUCUAAGAUUAAGAAUGAAUUAUGUAUGGAUACAACUUAGAAAAAUCUGUCAUGGACAAAAUAUCUCUGUAUCUUCUAUCUUUCUCAUUUGAAUUCUUAAACUAUUUUUAUUUAGAGAAAA
Molecule: messenger RNA, 1201 nt
Organism: Beta vulgaris subsp. vulgaris (sugar beet)
Lineage: Eukaryota; Viridiplantae; Streptophyta; Magnoliopsida; Caryophyllales; Amaranthaceae
Exons: 7
Coding region: 92-832 (246 amino acids)
Biological process (GO): RNA processing
Molecular function (GO): ribonuclease III activity
Source: RefSeq, a predicted model, not a curated record